UCAGGUGCUGUAGUGUUCUGUUACUCAGGUGCUGUAGUAUUCUGUUACUCAGGUGCUGUAGUGUUCUGUUACUCAGGUGCUGUAGUGUUCUGUUACUCAGGUGCUGUAGUAUUCUGUUACUCAGGUGCUGUAGUAUUCUGUUACUCAGGUGCUGUAGUGUUCUGUUACUCAGGUGCUGUAGUGUUCUGUUACUCAGGUGCUGUAGUGUUCUGUUACUCGGGUGCUGUAGUGUUCUGUUACUCAGGUGCUGUAGUGUUCUGUUACUCGGGUGCUGUAGUGUUCUGUUACUCGGGUGCUGUAGUGUUCUGUUACUCGGGUGCUGUAGUGUUCUGUUACUCAGGUGCUGUAGUGUUCUGUUACUCAGGUGCUGUAGUGUUCUGUUACUCAGGUGCUGUAGUGUUCUGUUACUCAGGUGCUGUAGUGUUCUGUUACUCAGGUGCUGUAGUGUUCUGUUACUCAGGUGCUGUAGUGUUCUGUUACUCAGGUGCUGUAGUGUUCUGUUACUCAGGUGCUGUAGUGUUCUGUUACUCAGGUGCUGUAGUGUUCUGUUACUCAGGUGCUGUAGUGUUCUGUUACUCAGGUGCUGUAGUGUUCUGUUACUCAGGUGCUGUAGUGUUCUGUUACUCAGGUGCUGUAGUGUUCUGUUACUCAGGUGCUGUAGUGUUCUGUUACUCAGGUGCUGUAGUGUUCUGUUACUCAGGUGCUGUAGUGUUCUGUUACUCGGGUGCUGUAGUGUUCUGUUACUCAGGUGCUGUAGUAUUGUGUGACACCAUGUGUAUUUUUUCCUCCUCAGUCACUUCCAGAGUCAGAGCACCCCACUAUAGAGAACAGAAUCUGCCCCGUGGAUGCAGCCACCCUGUACAUCCAGGCAGUGAAGACUCCAGCCCUGCAGACUGAGGCCUCGCUCUCAGAGAAACACACAGACAGCUUCAGCGAAGAGGCGAAGGACACUAUGUGGAAGAGCAGGAUAGAGCAACACAGGUAACUAUGUGGAAGACCAGGAUAGAGCAACACAGGUAACUAUGUGGAAGACCAGGAUAGAGCAACACAGGUAACUAUGUGGAAGACCAGGAUAGAGCAACACAGGUAACUAUGUGGAAGACCAGGAUAGAGCAACACAGGUAACUAUGUGGAAGAGCAGGAUAGAGCAACACAGACAGGAGCUGGACCAGGAGAAGAUUUACAGAGAGGCUCUAAGGAACAGAAUCAUUCCUCCUUAUUUCCGCUCAGAGAAAGGGGCAGGUUUCGAGUACUCGGAGGUCCCUGAUAUGAGAUCUCUGUCUCAGGACCUUCCUCCAUUCCCCAACACUCCCAACUCCCAGAACUACCUCAGAGAUGCCCCUCGGGAGACAGCAGCCCAGCGACCUUUGAACCCCACGCCCUCUCACGCAGCAGGAAGUGAUGCGCUGCCUAGGAGACCCACCAACCCCACCCCUCAAACUGCAGGGGACAGCUCUCAUGGUGUCUCUACAGUGAAGCAGCAGCAUGGUGGUGGUAUUGGGCCUGGCAGUACCCAGGUGGACGUGGCAGGGAACCCACGGAGACACAGAGUCAAGCUGCCAGCCUCCAUCCUCAGCUCCAAACCCUUCAGCGUGCCCAACCAGCAGUUCCUGUGUGUAGAGGAGCCGGUGAGGAGGAAGGUGAAGACUGUGUCUGUGACGGGGGGGCAGCAGCUCGCCCCACGGGGGUUUGAGCUCCUCCCAGCAGAGGUCCAGUUUGGGACCCUAAAGGAGGGCUGCAGCUACAGUGUCCUCGUGCUCAUGAAGAACGUGGGCUUCCACACCUGCAGGUUCAGUGUGAAACAGCCGUCCCCUGGUACUGGAAUCAGAGUCAUCUACACCCCUGGACCUGUGGCUGCUGGGAUGAAGACUGAGCUUCAGGUGGAGCUGCAUGCCAUGACUAUAGGUCUGGAGGAGUCUGCAGAGGGAGAGGUCUACAUCUCACACCACAUCCACAUCAAGACUGAGACUGAGAUCUUCUACCUGCCCGUCUUAGCUACCAUCCUCCCCGAGCGUCUGUAUGACACCAGGACCAAGGAUCAUACCAACGGGCUCCAGACAGGGGUAUCCAAGGUCCGCCUCAUCUCCUCCACCCCCUCAGUCAGACGUGGAGUGGUCCUCCCUCGCAGACCUCUUCUCUCCACCACCGGUGAAAUUGAAUCAGACGGAUUGAGACGACUUAUCUAAAACAACUUUCACCGUGCUUUGGGGUUUUAGUCACAUAUUGCCGUUGUUAGAUGGCUGUUAUAUAGAAUACAGCUUAGGAAUAAAGAACAGUGAUAUAACA
Messenger RNA from Oncorhynchus tshawytscha (Chinook salmon), 2286 nucleotides. RefSeq names its product sperm-associated antigen 17-like. The coding region runs from base 1128 to 2186 and encodes 352 amino acids. The record is from RefSeq and is a predicted model, not a curated record. Lineage: Eukaryota; Metazoa; Chordata; Actinopteri; Salmoniformes; Salmonidae. Gene Ontology annotation, biological process: epithelial cilium movement involved in extracellular fluid movement; axonemal central apparatus assembly. Gene Ontology annotation, cellular component: axonemal central apparatus. The transcript has 13 exons.